Apis florea (little honeybee) is the source of this 816-nucleotide messenger RNA. Its product is annotated as glucuronide carrier protein homolog. The record is from RefSeq and is a predicted model, not a curated record. NCBI's taxonomy places the organism in Eukaryota, Metazoa, Arthropoda, Insecta, Hymenoptera, Apidae.
AUGAGUGAGAAUAAUAAUUCACAAAAACCAGCUGAAAAAGCGGCUGGUUUGAAGAGUGUUCAGGUUAAAGCCAGACCUUUUGGCUGGCGCGAUAAUAUUGGUUAUAUGACUGGAGAUUUAGGAAACUGUUUUAUUCUUGGUUUGGUAAAUAGUUUCUUAAUGAUUUAUUUAACAAAUUCGGUCGGAUUAGCAGGUGCAAUUGUCGGCACAAUGUUUUUAGUCGAAAUAUCGCUGGUUCUUCGGGAUUGCUACAGUAUUGUUGUUUGUACCGUUUGUUCGGACAUUGCCGAUGGUAUGGAGAAUUGUUUGGAUUUUCGUUUUUUAUGUAGCAUGGGGAAUCUUCUUUCCUGUGUAAACAUUCCAUAUGGCUCACUAGCUUCAGCGAUUAGUGGUGAUCCAGACGAUAGAGCCCAGCUGUCCACUUUUAGAAGCAUCGGUUCUGCUAUUGGGGGUGCUGGUACAGGAUUUGUCAUUCCAAUGGUUGUAUACGUUACGAUUUCUAAUGGUCAAAAAGUUGUUUCUGGUUGGCGAUUUUUCCUAACUUCGAUUGUUUGCGUAAUUCUAGCUUGGAUUAGUUACCACUUUACUGUAACUAUGCCAACUGAGCGAGUUCAGGUUGCUAAAGCGGAAAAAGUUCCGUUAAGCAAAGUGCUUGAAUCUUUAGGCAAAAAUAAAGCUUUACUUGCACUGAUUUUUACGGAUUUAUUUAUUGUCAUUAACCAGAUUUUAUCUGGUACGACUACUACCUAUUUAUUUAAUGAUUAUUUCCAUAAUAGUCAAGCAAUGUCGGUUGCGCUGUUAUUUACCUAUGGUUCC